Messenger RNA from Mobula hypostoma (lesser devil ray), 3689 nucleotides. Its product is annotated as histone acetyltransferase KAT5. The record is from RefSeq and is a predicted model, not a curated record. Gene Ontology annotation, cellular component: MSL complex; chromatin. The transcript has 13 exons. Gene Ontology annotation, biological process: negative regulation of DNA-templated transcription; positive regulation of transcription by RNA polymerase II. Gene Ontology annotation, molecular function: histone H4K16 acetyltransferase activity; transcription coregulator activity. Bases 168 to 1634 code for a protein of 488 amino acids. NCBI's taxonomy places the organism in Eukaryota, Metazoa, Chordata, Chondrichthyes, Myliobatiformes, Myliobatidae.
UUGAAGGUGGAAGCAAGAUGGCGGAGGCGACGAAUCGGUGAAGGAGGAGGCGCCGCCGUCGCCCGCUCCGCGCACGGAGGGAGAAGGAGGGAAAGAAGAGGCCGUCGCCUGAAGGCCGCCGCCGCGGCCCGGUUACCCUCCGGCUUCUUGUCCUCUCCCCGUCUCGGAUGAUGGAGGUGAUCGAGGGCUGCCGGCUGCCCGUCCUCAGGAGGAACCAGGAGAACGAGGACGAGUGGCCACUGGCAGAGAUUCUCAGUGUAAAGGACAUCAAUGGGAGGAAGGUGUUCUAUGUCCAUUACAUUGACUUCAACAAGCGCCUGGAUGAGUGGGUGACCCCCGAACGCCUGGAUCUGAAGAAAAUCCAGUUCCCGAAGAAGGAAGCCAAGACUCCGACCAAGAAUGGGCUCCCGGGUUCCAGACCGAACUCUCCCGAGCGGGAACUGAAGAAGACACCCGAUCUCUCGUUACACCCUUCGACAGCAGGGAUUGGGAAAUCCAUUCCAACACCGAAAAGGAAGUUGGAAGCCGUCUCACUCGCCACCCAGUGCUCCCCGGCGACCCCUGUCACAGCUGCCUCGGAGAUCCCGACGCCCGUCUAUGCACAGCAGAAUGGUUCCGCCAGGAGGCCGGUUUCCGUGGGGGCGGGGAGGAAGAGGAAGGCCAACUGCCUGGGCACUGACGAGGACUCCCAGGACAGCUCGGAUGGGAUCCCCUCGGCCCCGCGGAUGACGGGAAGCCUGGUGUCGGACAGGAGCCACGAUGACAUCGUCACUCGGAUGAAGAACAUAGAGUGCAUCGAGCUGGGCCGACACCGUCUCAAGCCGUGGUACUUCUCCCCGUACCCUCAGGAGCUGACCUCCCUCCCCGUCCUCUACCUCUGCGAGUUCUGUCUGAAGUACCUAAAGAGCCUCAAGUGUCUGCAGAGGCACCUGACCAAAUGCAAUCUGCGUCAUCCGCCAGGGAACGAAAUCUACCGGAAGGGAACCAUUUCCUUCUUCGAAAUUGACGGCAGGAAAAACAAGAACUACUCCCAGAACCUGUGCCUGUUGGCCAAGUGCUUUCUGGACCACAAGACGCUGUACUACGACACCGACCCCUUCCUCUUCUACGUGAUGACCGAGUACGACUGCAAAGGCUUCCACAUUGUUGGCUACUUCUCAAAGGAGAAGGAGUCAACAGAGGAUUACAACGUGGCCUGUAUAUUAACACUACCCCCAUACCAGAGGAGGGGCUACGGCAAGUUACUGAUUGAGUUCAGCUACGAGCUGUCGAAGGUAGAGGGGAAGACGGGGACGCCGGAGAAGCCGCUGUCCGACCUGGGGCUGCUCUCCUACCGCAGCUACUGGUCACAGACCAUCCUGGAGAUCCUCAUGGAGCUGAAGUCAGAGAACGGGGAGCGGCCGCAGAUCACCAUCAAUGAGAUCAGUGAACUAACGAGUAUUAAGAAAGAGGAUGUCAUCUCCACCCUGCAGUACCUCAAUCUGAUUAACUACUACAAGGGUCAGUACAUCCUCACCCUGUCGGAGGACAUCGUUGAAGGCCACGAGAAGGCCAUGAUGAAGAGGCACCUGCGGAUCGACUCAAAGUGCCUGCACUUCACGCCCAAGGACUGGAGCAAGAGGGGGAAGUGGUAACGACCUACUGUCCGGGACAGGGACAGGGACAGAGAGAGAGUUGCUGACUGUCGCCUGGGACUGUAGGGACCGUUCGUCCCGGCUCCUCUUCUUCCAACGCACAUGGAAACGUUGCUGUUUCUCUCUCCGUUGAGCUGACAGUGACCAAAUGUCCAUCCCGUUACUGCACCGCAACUACUCACACACCAGUCCUCCCGCCCUGGAACGGAAGGCAAGGAGACUUAUGGAGGGGUCUCUGCCUGGUGAGAGCAGCGGCUCACCUCAAGUGGGACGGGGUACAGUCCCACCCGACGAUCCCCAGCGGACGGACAGUGCUCCCCAGCUGCCGUUUGACGGACGCCAGAUGGUGGGUGUUCGACGGGGUGUCGGGAGGAUGCUCCCUCUGCACUACCCACACCCCAGGGAGCACGGCCGAUGGGGGACCCGCGUUUCCGGACUGACCUUGCGGCUGUGGGGAGUGUCACGGGGCGGGGGUACUCAGGUAUGACCCUCAGCGUUGAAGCUGAAGUCAGACUCUUGGGGGUGGGGGGAAAGGCCUGCGCAGACGGGAGACAAGAAGGUACCAAUUGUCUGGGUUUCUGCAGGCAACAUGGUCUCAGGAAACGACUGGAUGGUGUGUUCAAACUAGGCUCAAGCACAGGGGAUCCCGAAUUGUUGGGAGUUCCUUCACUGGUGACUGUAAAAACUGUCUUUACAAACACAAUGGUCAGCACCAUUUGCUCUUGUGCCAGUCUUUCAGCUCCUCGCUGCCUCUCACCCGUUCAGGUAUUGAAUUAUACCAGUAAUCCACUCAGCUAGAGGCAGCAUAGAGGGAGCUUCAGUCUGUGUCUGACCCCGGGAGUGUGUGAUGGGAUGGUGUGGAGGGAGCUUCAGUCUGUGUCUGACCCCGGGAGUGUGUGAUGGGACGGUGUGGAGGGAACUUCACUCUGUGUCUGACCCUGGGAGUGUGUGAUGGGACGGUACGGAGGGAGUUUCACUCUGUGUCUGACCCCGGGAGUGUGUGAUGGGACGGUGUGGAGGGAGCUUCACUCUGUGUCUGACCCCGGGAGUGUGUGAUGGGACGGUGUGGAGGGAGCUUCACUCUGUGUCUGACCCCGGGAAUGUGUGAUGGGACGGUGCGGAGGGAGCUUCACUCUGUGUCUGACCCCGGGAGUGUGUGAUGGGACAGUGUGGAGGGAACUUCACUCUGUGUCUGACCCCGGGAGUGUGUGAUGGGACGGUGUGGAGGGAGCUUCACUCUGUGUCUGACCCCGGGAGUGUGUGAUGGGACGGUGCGGAGGGAGAUUCACUCUGUGUCUGACCCCGGGAGUGUGUUUGGUCAAGUUCAUAACUUGUUCCUGGAGGUGACAUUGUCCCUGAGCAGCAACCUCAGAAGAGAAUCCUCCCCAGCUGGAGUAGCCCUGGUUUACGGAUCCAUUGGCUGUGGAACACUUCUGAUCUAAGGAGCUGAGGUGAACUCCGCAGUAUUACAUAGGCCAAGGACAACCAGCUGAAUAUCCCCCAGACACCCCCCCCCCACUGUCUUUCAUGUCUAUUCCCUUAUCCCCUUCCCCACCUACUCCCACUCUCAGCUGAGCUGGAACCUGCGUGUGGCGGUGUGGGCAGAACCUUCGAACGACUUGGGGAUUGGAUGUGAAUUUUUUAAAUACCGAUCAAUGUCUGUAUAUAUUGGAAAAAGUCAGUUCAACACAUGAACCUUUCUGGGGAGUUCCUGCCCGUGGGAACCGUCCGACUCUUGUCCAUGGGUAGGAGUCUCCCUCAGGAUGUCCUGGCGGACAGGUAAAGGCUGGGGGUACACACAGAGUCACCAACUCAAAGCGCUGUGGACGACUUCUCAUGGCCUUGAAUCCGCACACCCCCUGCCCAGCCCCCCAGUAGCCUUCAGCGCGAUGCCUAAUGUAGCCGCAUGUCUUGUGCUGUGUAACUUUCCUGUUGUGUGACCUCCCAACUGUUUGUGUAAAUGCAUGUAAUUCUCAGUUAGAAUUGGUAAUAUCAGCAAGAGUUGUACAGUUUUUUUAAAGUAUUCUGGGUUGUAUAAAAAAAAUUAAAUAUUAA